AUGUCGUCUCAUUUUUUUGGUUGUGUGUCUAGUCCUUGUGUUGCUACAUUUGCUGUGAGAAAGGUUGCUGAUGAUAAUUUGAGUGGUGCUGAUUUUAACACUGUUCAAACACUUGAGAGAAAUAUGUAUGUUGAUGAUGUUUUGAAAAGUUGCGAGUCGUCUGAGAAAGCUAUUAGUUUGAUUAAUCAAUUGUGUGAAUUGACUGAAACAAAGGGGUUUCAUAUGACAAAAUUUGCUAGUAAUUCAAGUGAAGUUAAUUCAUCAAUUCCUAAUUCGGAACUUGCUCCCUCACUGAAAUGUUUGGAUUUGAAUGGGUCUGGUGUUCACCACGCCCUUGGUGUGAAAUGGAAUAUGGGGCCGGAUGAACUGAAAGUGUGUGUGGAUAUUGAACCAAAGCAAGCAACUCGUAGGGGUAUAUUGAGUGCUGUUUCGUCUAUUUUUGAUCCACUUGGCCUAGUCUCACCUUUUGUUUUGCCUGCUAAGCGUAUAUUGCAAGAUUUGUCUAGUGAGGAUUUUUCAUGGGAUGAUACUAUUUGUCAUAGUCAUAAGGUUCGAUGGGAGAAUUGGGUUUCACAGUUGCCAAUCUUGAAUGAUGUUUCAGUCCCUAGAUGUUACAAGCCACCUGGUUUUACGCCAAUUGAUAUACAAUUGCAUUGUUUUUGUGAUGCCUCUCAAGAUGGUUAUGGUGCGGUUGCGUAUUUACGUUUCAUAGAUGCUAAUGGUUCUGUUCAUGUUUCAUUUGUGAAAAGUGUAUCAAGAAUUACACCUAAGCGACCUAUCACGGUUGUCCGCUUAGAAUUGAUGUCAGCUGCCGUUGCUGCUGAGUUGUCCCAGUCCAUCAAAAGAGAAUUGGACUAUGAGAUGUGUUCCUACUAUUUUUGGACCGAUAGUAUGUCUGUUUUGCAAAUGAUUAAUAAUCGCUCUGAAAGGUUUAAAAUUUUUGUAUCUAAUCGUAUUGCCCUAAUUCAUUCAUUGUCUAAAGUUGAAUCUUGGUUUCAUGUGAGCUCUGAAUUGAAUCCUGCGGAUGUUCUAUCUCGAGGAGUUAUGCCCAAACAUCUACCAAAAAUGUCUGUUUGGUUUGCCGGCCCAGAAUUUUUGAAAUUAGAUCGCUCUCAUUGGCCCAAACCUUGUUCUGUGAAAUGUGACGAUAAUUUUGCCUCUGAGGUUAAAGUUGAUUUUGUCUCUACAAGUUCUAAUGAAUUUGCCUCUGUUUUUGAUUUGCUCAAACGCUUCUCUUGUUUCGAAAAAUUGUGCCAAAGUGUUGGGUGGUUGCUCCGUUUUAAAGCAUACAUGAAAUGGAAGUUUCGCAGUGGUCCAAGACCGCCUGUGGGAAACUUGAGUGUUGAUGAGUUGGAAUUUGCUAUGCAUAAUGUGGUGAGUCUGGUUCAGUUGGAUUCCAUCUCGCCUAGUUUGUUGCAGUUGGGUUCCCGAGUGAAUGAUAGUUCUCCCCCUUCAAGUAGCAAUUUGAAACCAUCCACGAGUAAUUCUUCGAAGUUAUUGUUGAAGUUGAAUCCAUUUUUUGAUGAAAAUUGUCAUGUGUGGCGAGUUGGUGGACGACUGAAGCAUUCCAAUUUGCUUUACAGUCAGAGGUACCCAAUUAUUCUGCCCCAAAGUCAUCAUGUCACUGAGUUGAUUGUACAUAUGUAUCAUUGCAGGGAGGGUCAUUGUGGUACUUUGCAUACAUUAUCUGCUCUAAGAGAAAAGUUUUGGAUCCUCAGAGGUCAGUCUGAGGUUCGGCGAAUAUUGGCCAAAUGUAUGGUUUGCAAGUUACGUUCGGCAAAGUUUAGUAGUCAAUGGAUGGCACCUCUCCCUAAAUUUAGGAUUGAACCUGGUCGAACUCCUUUUGAUAAAUGUUCAGUAGAUUUGUUUGGUCCACUCAAGGUUAAAUGCGGUAGGCGUGAGUUGAAACGUUAUGGUUGUAUUUUUACAUGUUUAGCCACGCGAGCUUGUCAUAUUGAGUGUGUUGAGUCGAUGGAUACACCAUCCUUUUUGAAUGCUUUGUUUCGUUUUUCUGAUCGUAGGAAUACUCCGUCACUUAUUUAUUGUGACAAUGGUUCAAAUUUAAUUGGUGCAAAGAAUGUGUUGGCUCAAGGCAUGAACAAUUUGGAUGCUACCCGUAUUGAAGGUGAAUUGGCACGGAAGGGAAUUAAAUGGGAACAUAGUCCUCCUUCCGCCCCUUGGCAAAAUGGUGUUACGGAAAAGAUGGUUCAUUUAACUAAACGUAUUUUGUAUGCUCUUGUAGAAAGACGAACAUUGACAGAUUUUUCCCUUAUUUCAUUUCUCACAGGCGUUGAGAGAAUUUUGAAUGAUAGGCCAAUCACGCCACUGAGCGAUGAUUGUAGAGAUUUUGCGGCCCUGUCGCCCAGUGCGAUUUUGCAUGGUUGUCUUGACACCUCCCUCCCUGCCGAUCGAUUUUUGAAAACUGACGAGUAUAGGGAUUGUUGGCGCAGUGUUCAACGUCUAUUGGAUAUGUUUUGGUCAAGAUGGACCAAGGAGUAUUUGCCCCUCUUGCAGUCUCGCAAGAAGUGGACCUUGUUUGGUCGUAAUCUGAAAGUUGCUGAUCUGGUUCUUGUUCAUAAUGAGAAUUUACCGCGUGGUUCUUGGCCUAAGGCCAUUGUUGAGAAAGUUUUUCCGGAUGGUGAUGGCAUGGUGCGUAGGGUCGAAAUUAGAACUGCUACAUCUAGUGCUAUGCGGGAUGUAAGACGGCUGUGCUUACUUGAGGGUAGUGAAUGA
Messenger RNA from Styela clava, 2733 nucleotides. Lineage: Eukaryota; Metazoa; Chordata; Ascidiacea; Stolidobranchia; Styelidae. The record is from RefSeq and is a predicted model, not a curated record.